Molecule: messenger RNA, 2646 nt
Organism: Mesocestoides corti
Lineage: Eukaryota; Metazoa; Platyhelminthes; Cestoda; Cyclophyllidea; Mesocestoididae
Source: the annotation of a GenBank genome assembly
AUGUUUUACUUGAUAGCUCAGACUAAUCUACAUUGCAAACUUCUACCAAAUAACAUGGCUCCUAACCAGGUUGUCGUCGGUAUUCCUCGAGAAACUGUCAACCCAUGGGAACGCCGAGCUGUUCUCACACCCGACCACGUGUCCACCCUCGUUCGUAAGGGAAUUCGGGUGCUUGUCCAACCCUCGGACAGACGAAUUUUUGCCCAGUCUGAGUACGUUGAGGCUGGAGCGGAGGUGAAGGAAGACCUCAGCGAAGCAUCUGUCAUUAUGGGGGUUAAGCGACCGUGUCAACUCACAACCGAAUCUCUGAUUCCCAACAAAACGUACGCCUUCUUUACUCAUACUAUUAAGGCCCAGGAAGACAACAUGGAACUGCUGGACACUCUGCUUGAACGUAAUAUCCGCAUAGUAGAUUAUGAAUGCAUGGUGGAUGAGAACGACAGGCGAGUGCUCGCGUUCGGAAAGUUUGCUGGAUACUCGGGCAUGGUUAAUGCCCUCCAUGGAUUGGGACAACGUCUCCUUGCUCUCGGCUACACAACUCCAUUCAUGACAAUUGCAAUGCCCCAAACCUACUCGUCUUUGGAGAUGGCCAAGCAGGCUAUAAAGAACACAGGCUACGAGAUCGCUAUGAACAAGAUGCCUAGUUCCAUCGGACCCCUCAUCUUCCUCUUCACGGGCUAUGGAAACGUCAGCAAGGGGGCCCAAGAACUGUUUCGCCUCUUGCCUCACAAGUACAUUACUCCUGCCGAAAUGAAGGAAAUUGCCACAAACGGCCGCACCGACAUCGUCUACGGAGUGGAGGUUGGUGAGCCGGACCACUUGAGGCACAAGGAGACAGGGAAGUUCGACAUGAAGGAUUUCAGAUCGAAUCCACAAAAUUAUAAGAGCGUGUUCGCCAAGGAAAUCGCUCCCUACAUGUCAGUCAUGAUUAAUGGCAUUUACUGGGGUGUUAACGAUCCCCGAAUCAAUGUUCCAAAUGCGCCUGCAAACCUUUCUACUUCUUGUUUUGGUUCGAACGUGAUAGGAUGCCCCCCACUGCCCCAGCGGUUAAUUGCUGUGUGCGAUAUCUCUGCCGACCCGAAUGGUUCGCUGCAGUUCAUGCAGGAGUGCACGACAAUCGAAAAGCCCUUUGAAUUUUCCGACCGCUUGCUCAAUACGCACCUUUUGUCUCCUAGCAUUGCCGGAGAGGGCUUUCUUGUCUGCUCCAUUGAUAACAUGCCCAGUCAAAUUCCCGUUGAAGCCUCCAACUACUUCGGUGAUAGGCUGAUGCCCUGGCAUCUGAUGCAACAGAACCAUUCGAAUGUUAUAAAGCCAGCUGUUAUUGCCUCAAACGGCAGACUUACCCCACGUUUUCAAUACAUUGACACACUGCGUAGGCAGAAUGAGGCGAGAGGUCACAAGGUUCUGAUUCUUGGUGCGGGUUUCGUUGUUCCGUCGAUUGUCGGAUACCUGAUUCGCGAUCCUAAUACGUCAAAAUUUUGGAUACUUUUUCGCUUGAUUGUGGCCAAAGUUGACGAGGUUGCUGAAGACGAAUGUCUUGGGAAAUUAAUAAGUAGACAUGAUUUGGUCGUGAUCAUGACACCCUGGAAAUUCCAUACAAAGGUCAUCAACGCUUGCAUUGCUCACAAGAAGAACUUCCUUACGGCAAGCUACUGCUCUCCUGAGCUUCGCAAACUCGAAACCGCCAUCGAAAAUGCUGGAAUAAUCGGGGUCAUGGAAAUGGGACUUGAUCCAGGCAUCGAUCACAUGCUCGCGAUGGAGUGUUUCGAUGAGGUCUACAGGAGGGGUGGCAAAGUCAUUUCCUACAAAUCCUAUACGGGUGGCCUUCCAGCACCCGAAUUCGCCGAUAAUCCUCUCCGAUACAAGUUCAGCUGGAGUCCAGAAGCUGCAAUGUCCACGGUCCUGAAUUCUGCUCUCUACCUGGAAGACGGCAAGAGGAAGGAGAUUGCCGCAGGUGGCGAUCUGAUGGACGCGGCACAGAGAAUGAAUGAUCUAAUUGGAUUCAACCUGGAAAGCUACCCCAACCGCGAUUCAAUAAGCUACAAAGACGUCUAUAAGCUAAAGGACUGUGAAACAGUUAUCCGUGGCACAAUACGUUACAAGGGCUUUGCAAAAGUUGUUCGGGCACUUAUAAACCUGGGCUUCAUGGACACCAAGGAGCACCCGAAGUUGGCUCCCGGAGCUCCGAGUUUGACAUGGGUAGCUCAAAUGGCUAAUGCGCAUAAUUUUAUCCCAAUGUUUAAGAAAUUAAUAUUACUUGAGAUUCUUUCGGACAAAGUGGCUGAACUGAAGGGGUCUCCAUUUGCUACUAUUUCACAGCAUUUCGCCGACAUUAUGGCAUACGGUCCAAACGAACGCGACUUAAUCGUCAUGUCACACCAGAUUGGCAUCGAGUGGCCCGAUAAAAGGCGCGAGCUGCGAGUGGUGAGGCUUGUGGUCUACGGUGAAGCCGGUAAAGGCAAGGCAGGCUUGGCCAUGUCCCGCACUGUCGGCAUUCCCGCUGCCAUCGCAGCACGCAUGAUUCUAGACGGAAAAAUCCAGAGGAAGGGCUAUGUACUGCCCCUAACCUCUGACAUUUAUGAGCCAAUUCUCGAAGAGCUCAAGAAUGAGGGUAUUCAAGCAACGGAAGUUACUGUGCCUUUGUAG